AUGUCUCAGCAAUCUGGAACCUUGCAAAAAGUUUUGGCCAUCACCAGUGUUACAGCCGUCGCGGCAUUGGCCGGUUACGCUGUUUACUUUGACCAUCAAAGAAGAAACAACCCAGGCUUUCGCAAGAGUUUGAAGCGCAAGCUCAAGAAACAUGCGGAAGAAGAAAAGCAAGAGAAGGAAAGAGCCAAACAGCAGAAACUAGCACAAGUCGGGGAAUAUCUGAGCGCAGAAUUGGCCAAAGACCCGGUAUCCACGGACCCAGCGCAGAGAGAGACCGUUUUCACGUCAAAUGUGGAAAUGGGUGAGAAACUGGCCAGCGUGCCAGGAAACGAGCUGGAGGCCGCUUCCAAGUUCUACAAGGCUUUGAGUGUGUACCCCAACCCUGCAGACUUGCUGGGGAUCUACCAAAGAAGCGUUCCAGAAGCGGUGUAUGAGUACAUCGUGUUGAUGAUCGCUAUCAUGCCACCAGUGAAUGUGUCGACUUUUCUAAGCGGUAGCGCCCAGGGAGGUCCUGCUGCAAUGGCCCAGGCCGUCUCGGGCGACGCAGAAGGUAAGGUGGGUGAGAUUGAUGAAUAG
Molecule: messenger RNA, 576 nt
Organism: Lachancea sp. 'fantastica'
Lineage: Eukaryota; Fungi; Ascomycota; Saccharomycetes; Saccharomycetales; Saccharomycetaceae
Source: the annotation of a GenBank genome assembly